AACCCCUAUCGUCUUCGACAUUGCGUUUUGUUUCUUUCCUCCUCCAGUUCCUCAUAAUCGGAUUUACGAAGCCUCUGAACAAUCUGAUUCACAAACCCACACAUUGGUUCGAUUGAUCGAGGGCUUUGGUUUGGAAUGGCCGUGCUGUUGGAGGAAAUCGUGCAAUCGGUGGAGCUCUGGCUCAAGCUUUUGAGGAAGAAGCCCCAGCCGCACGUGAACCCCAAUCUCGACCCGGUUUUGUUGGUUCCGGGCGUCGCCGGUUCGAUUCUUAAGGCUGUGAGUGACGAUAAUGGUAAGGAGGAGCGCGUUUGGAUUCGGAUUUUCGGGGCGGACUACAAGUGCCGGACCAAGCUUUGGUCUCGCUUCGAUCCCUCUACCGGUAAAACUGUGUCUUUGGAUCCAAAGUCAAGUAUUAUGGUCCCUGAAGACAGAUUUGGACUGUAUGCAAUUGAUGUCUUGGACCCUGACAUGAUAAUUGGACGUGAUUGUGUCUAUUAUUUCCAUGACAUGAUUGUUGAAAUGAUCAAGUGGGGUUUUCAAGAAGGAAAAACGCUUUUUGGAUUUGGGUACGAUUUCCGCCAAAGCAACAGGUUGCCACAAACAUUAGAGCGGCUAGCUGCACAACUAGAGUUGGCAUAUAAUGCUUCUGGAGGGAAAAAGAUAACCAUCAUUAGUCAUUCUAUGGGGGGCCUUCUGGUGAAAUGUUUUAUGUGCCUGCAUAGUGAUAUUUUUGAGAAAUAUGUGAAGAAUUGGAUUGCAAUUGCCACACCAUUUCAGGGUGCACCUGGAUAUGUUACAUCUACCUUUUUGAAUGGAAUGUCAUUUGUGGAAGGGUGGGAACAGAAUUUUUUUAUAUCAAAAUGGAGCAUGCACCAGCUGCUGAUUGAAUGUCCAUCAAUAUAUGAAUUGAUGGGUUGUUUGAAUUUUCAAUGGCAACACAUUCCUCUUCUAGAGAUCUGGAGAGAAAAGCUAGACAAAGAUGGGAACUCUCAUAUUAUUCUAGAGUCUUACCCUCCAGCUGAAAGUAUAGAAAUUUUUAAGGAAGCUCUUUCAGCUAACACGGUCAAUUAUGAUGGUGGAAUUAUUGCCCUACCAUUCAACUUGGAGAUCUUGAAAUGGGCUAAUGAAACACGUGACAUUUUAUCGUGUGCUAGAGUUCCUUCUAAAGUUAAAUUCUACAAUAUAUACGCGAUCAAUCUUGAGACACCCCAUAGUGUCUGCUAUGGAAGUGCGGAAGCUCCAGUUACAGAUUUGCAGCAACUACCAUUUUUCCAGCCUACGUAUGUAUGUGUUGAUGGUGAUGGGACAGUUCCGACUGAGUCAGCCAAGGCAGAUGGGCUGAAUGCAGAAGCAAGGGUCGGAGUCCCUGGCGAGCACCGAGGGAUUCUGUGCGACCACCAUGUGUUUCGGAUUCUGAAGCACUGGCUGAAGGCAGACUCAGACCCAUACUACAACCCUCUAAACGAUUAUGUGAUUUUACCCACUGCAUUUGAAAUGGAAAGGCACAGAGAGAAAGGCUUACAAGUAACAUCCCUUAAAGAAGAAUGGGAAAUCAUCACAGAAGACCAAGAUGAUGAGGGAGAUACAAAGCCCUUGGUGAGCUCCAUAUCUGUUUCUCAUGUGGGAGACAAACUUUCUCCACGGGCUGAGGCUUGUGCUACCAUUACUCUUCACCCUCAAAAUGAGGGCAAGCAGCAUGUUGAGCUGAAUGCCGUAAGUGUGUCGGUUGAUGCCUAAAUUGGUGGCGUUCGAUUGAACUGAAAAAGGAAGAAACUCUUCAUCCGUGUGGUUAACAUGUUGUAUGUACAGCUUAUGUAUGACAUUUUAAAUCUAUUUGUACAGAACAGUUCUAAUAAAAAUUACUAUUCAUUUCAA
This is a messenger RNA of Corylus avellana, 1875 nucleotides long. RefSeq names its product alpha/beta-Hydrolases superfamily protein. Gene Ontology annotation, biological process: lipid metabolic process. The record is from RefSeq and is a predicted model, not a curated record. Lineage: Eukaryota; Viridiplantae; Streptophyta; Magnoliopsida; Fagales; Betulaceae.